UUUUACUGUUACAGUUAUACCUAAACUGUGGACUGAUCAUCACUCUUUGUUAAUGUUGUAAUUUUGUCUUUCGUUCCCACAGAGUCAUCCAGUUGAUGAGCGUUUCGUCUUCUUACGAAACAAAGGAUUUAGAAUCCGGCGACAAAAAGGACAAGAAUCUUUUCAAGGACUUCAGGAACAAAUCCACGGUUACACUGAAAUCUAUUGCAAGGACUCUUAGCGGCCCUGUAGGCGAGACGCCCUCACAAGAGGCUACACAGAAUGAUAAAUAUAAGGUUCAGUCAGUCGAGAGGCAGAACACAGUUGCGACAGCAGUUGAGAGGACCACUACCGACGAAGGAAAGGGGAUAGAUGUGAGCAUGGCGCAUGAAAUAACCUUAGGUCACGAGAAAUGGAAUGGAAUGCCGCAGUAUGGCGCAGUCAUUCCUUCAGAUUUUCCAUUUGACGAAAGUGAUAAGAAAUCAUCUCCGAAUGGUGGAGAGAGUGACUGUGAAGCGAGAGAUCACUGUAGCUGUAGAGUGACCAGAGAAGAAGCCAGUUGUUAUUCCAACAAGAUGAGUGAUACGCAGAUCACUGCCUCGGAGACUCCUUGAUAAGGCCGAAAGCGAGGUUACUACGUAGAAAAAUGGAAAAAAAAAAUAUGUAU
Penaeus monodon (black tiger shrimp) is the source of this 646-nucleotide messenger RNA. RefSeq lists its product as uncharacterized. The record is from RefSeq and is a predicted model, not a curated record. Lineage: Eukaryota; Metazoa; Arthropoda; Malacostraca; Decapoda; Penaeidae. The transcript has a single exon. The coding region runs from base 96 to 593 and encodes 165 amino acids.